This is a messenger RNA of Macadamia integrifolia, 1325 nucleotides long. Its product is annotated as 2-alkenal reductase (NADP(+)-dependent)-like. Bases 92 to 1105 code for a protein of 337 amino acids. The record is from RefSeq and is a predicted model, not a curated record. Gene Ontology annotation, molecular function: 2-alkenal reductase [NAD(P)H] activity. The transcript is spliced from 6 exons. Lineage: Eukaryota; Viridiplantae; Streptophyta; Magnoliopsida; Proteales; Proteaceae.
UUCAUACAUAGAAAGGAAGAGAUACCUACCUCACUAUCUUUUUAAGCCUUUUAAGGAUCAAAAGCUUAGUUUUUCAUUGCAGAAUAUCAAUAUGGCCAAAGGUGAAGAAGUAAGCAACAAGCAGGUUCUCUUGAGAGAACAUGUACAUGGGGCUCUCAAAGAGACACACAUGGUUUACAGCACAAGCACCACUCAUCUGGAGGUUCCUCAAGGCUCCAAAGCCAUUCUAGUGAAGAAUAUCUACUUGGCUUGUGAUCCCUAUGCAAGAUCACUGAUGACUUAUAUCCAGCCUGGCAUGGCUAUACCUGGGUAUGGAGUAGCUAAAGUCUUGGAUUCUGAUUACCCAGACUUCAAAGAAGGUGACUUUGUGUGGGGGGUGACAACAUGGGAAGAGUACAGCCUCAUUAAGGAGCCUGAGUCCAUGUUUAAGAUUCACAACACAGAUGUACCUCUCUCCUACUAUACAGGAAUUUUGGGUAUGCCGGGUCUUACUGCUUAUGUUGGUUUCUUUGAGCUUUGCUCCCCUAAGAAAGGAGACUAUGUCUUUGUGUCAUCGGCAUCCGGUGGAGUUGGGCAGAUUGUUGGACAGUUCGCUAAGCUAAUGGGUUGCUAUGUAGUUGGAAGUGCUGGCUCUGAUGACAAGGUUGAAUUAUUGAAGAACAAGUUUGGGUUUGAUGAGGCUUUCAACUAUAAAAAAGAGCAAGAUUUGGAUGCAGCUUUGAAAAGGUAUUUCCCGAACGGUAUUGACAUUUACUUCGAGAACGUAGGUGGUAAAAUGCUUGAUGCAGUUCUCCUCAACAUGAGCUUGCACGGUCACAUUGCUACAUGUGGAAUGAUUUCACAAUACAACCUUGAGCAGCCUGAAGGAGUUCACAAUUUGAUGAACCUCAUCACUAAGAGGAUUCGAAUGGAGGGGUUCGUAGUUUCUGAUUACUAUCACCUCUAUCCCAAGUUUGUGGAUUUCACUCUUCAAUACAUCAAAGAAGGGAAGGUGGUAUAUGUAGAAGAUAUUACUGAAGGCAUUGAGAGUGGUCCUUCUGCCUUAAUAAGACUCUUUGCAGGCCAUGUAGUUGGAAAACCAGUUAUUCGCGUCUCCCACGAAUGAAUGUCGCCAUAGUGUAACCAACUUCUAGUGUAUGAUUAUAAAUAAAGAAGAAAGAAAUUUUAGCAGCACCAGUAUAUGGCUAGGGUUGUAUUUUUUCUACUAGGAUCCAACGGUGGUCAUUGAUGAUUCUGAGUCCUUGAAAGAAAAUUGUGUUAAGUUAAACAUAUUUUGUCCUUAUUUUAUAUAUAAAUAUUCUAGAGUUUUUUAAAUUUAUUUUCCA